AUGGCCGAAGUCGAAACCCCCGCGACGCCGAUGUCGCCCAUCCAGCCCGACACCCUGUCUUCGGUGACUGCGCUGGCUCGCUUCGAGUUCGAGCCGGGCAGGGGCAACGACGGCACGAAAGUGAUGAUGGUCGAAUGGCAAGACGACGACGAGACGAGAAACAAGGCAGGGAAGUGGCAAGUGUCGUGGUCGGGCAAGAAGACGGCCUUUGCAGCAGACGACAACCCCUCGGACAACAUCCGCCGUGUAUACUUCCUGCUCCCGCCCGGGGCAAUCAUCCCUCCCCACGUUAUUCUCGCAUAUUAUCCCCCUUCAGAGGGCUCAAAGAACCCGGCGACGGAAGUGACACCAUUGAGAAUGACGGUCAACGCGCUGCCGGCCAUCUUCACGCCGGAGCUCGGUGCCACAGCCAAGACCAGCGGGAAGAAGGGCGUCCUACACACGAUAUGGGCCAAGAAGAGACUGCAAAUACUAGAGCAGGAAAUCAAACAAGAAGAAGAGCACAACCUCGAAGGCAUUGCGCUGGAGAUGGCCAAGUCAGAACGGUCGUGGAUCGAGAACAACUUUGGCCUGGUCCAGAAGCCGCCCAGUCUGGAUUUGAGCAAUAUUACAAAGUCUCCCACGGGCCCUGCCAGUCCAGGCAUUCAAAGUCCGAAGUCCCCGGGAGGAAGACGAUUGAGCGAGAAAUUAAAGGGACUGAGUAUUGGCACGAGUGACAAGGAUCUCAGCUCGAGAGGUCUGAACACGCCGACACGCGAAGCACAUCCCCUGUCGCCCGAGGCGUCGGAUAUGGCAUACUCAUCUUUUAAUGCUUUCCGCAACGGUCCCAUGUCCGCCGCAUCUGCAGGCGGAGCCAAGAAAAUCGUCGCCCAAGCACCGCCCGAGCACAUCAGAAAGCAGCAGGGAGAUGCACAAGCUACUGCUUCACUCAACUCCAUGACCCUGCCGAAUCAGUCAGCGGAGCCGGGAGAAGAGGAUCUGUUCGCCGUAGCGCUGAGCCCGAGAUCUCCUGACGGUCCGAAGAGUCCAUUCUCGUUGAGCAGUGGAGAAGUGUCCGCUUUUGCAAAGAUCAAGGGCGACGGCAGCGCGUUUGCGAAGAUCAAAGGCGAGAGAUGA
This is a messenger RNA of Cladophialophora yegresii CBS 114405, 1116 nucleotides long. RefSeq lists its product as uncharacterized. The transcript has a single exon. The record is from RefSeq and is a predicted model, not a curated record. Bases 1 to 1116 code for a protein of 371 amino acids. Lineage: Eukaryota; Fungi; Ascomycota; Eurotiomycetes; Chaetothyriales; Herpotrichiellaceae.